AACAACCUAGGAAGCAACAAAUACAAAGAAACCUCAAACCAUAUGCAUCAAAAUCUAGUAGCUUCUCACUCAAAUCAGUGGCAAAUAGGUGCCAAACAUGUAAAGGACAAAGGUGCAGUAGACUUUGAAGGCUGCAAGGGGACGGGGAAGAACAAGAAGAAUGGAAACAUCUUCGAGAGGUGGAAGUGCUUUGACUGCCAGGGGUUCGGGCUCAAGAGCUGCCCGGCCUGCGGGAGAGGCGGAUUGACACCGGAGCAACGGGGAGAGAGAUGAUGAAGCGUCCAUUUGUGAGCUCAGACAAAAGCAGAGAGAACAUUGUUUUAUUUUGAUUUUAAUAUUUUAAAAAUUGUUAAAUAAGUUUUAUUUUA
This is a messenger RNA of Salvia hispanica, 368 nucleotides long. RefSeq lists its product as uncharacterized. The record is from RefSeq and is a predicted model, not a curated record. NCBI's taxonomy places the organism in Eukaryota, Viridiplantae, Streptophyta, Magnoliopsida, Lamiales, Lamiaceae.